This is a messenger RNA of Microthlaspi erraticum, 2229 nucleotides long. Lineage: Eukaryota; Viridiplantae; Streptophyta; Magnoliopsida; Brassicales; Brassicaceae. The record is from the annotation of a GenBank genome assembly.
AUGGUCUUUCAAAUCAAGCAAUCCAACGGUCACGAAAUUGCAAACUCUCUUAUCUAUGGAGUUGGAAGGGAAGAAAGACAGGCCUCAGAAGGAAAAGAGAGCGAAAGAAAGAAAGAGAGAGAGAUGCUGAUGCUCCGUCAAUGCCAUAUCUUCUCGUUUGAGCUCUUCCAAUCUCCAAAACAACCAGGGUGUUCUAGUUCAAGGAGUGUCCCUCUACCCAGAGCUCGUUUUCGCUGUAAUCUAGUCAGGAGCUCUGGUUUUAGAGCUAUGAGUGGCAAUGGAGAAACGAACUUAGGAAAACUCUAUCUGGGUAUGGACUUUGGUACUUCAGGAGCUCGAUUUACAGUCAUUGAUGAGGAAGGAAGGAUUAGAGCGGAAGGGAAUAGAGAAUAUCCUCGAUUCAUGAGCUGCCCUGAUGCUCUGCCUGAGGUUAAGUCUAUAGCGCCAGCCAACCACACAGUCUGCUCUGGUUCCUCUACCUUGUGCAAACUCGUCUCAUGGUGGAAUCUUAAGCUUCCCAACAGAGAAUCGGCGGUUUUGCUGCAUCAGGCAGAUUGGUUGUUGUGGUUACUUCAUGACAGACUCGGAGUGUCUGAUUACAACAAUGCCUUGAAGGUGGGGUAUGAUCCUGAGAGUGAAUCAUAUCCAUCUUGGUUGCUAAGUCAACCUUAUUCUCAAUUAUUACCUGUGGUACAAGCUCCUGGAACGUCAAUAGGCAACCUGAAAGAAAGCAUUACAAGGCAAUUCGGAUUUCCGGAUGAUUGCAUCGUCUGCACCGGUACUACUGAUAGCAUAGCUGCAUUUCUUGCAGCACGCGCCACAGAACAUGGGAAAGCAGUAACUUCAUUGGGUUCGACUUUAGCCAUCAAACUUCUCAGCACCACAAGGGUUGAUGAUGCCAGGUAUGGAGUCUACAGCCACCGCCUGGAUGACAAAUGGUUGGUCGGAGGAGCUUCCAACACUGGUGGAGCCAUUCUCAGACAGCUCUUCAGCGACGAGAAACUAGAGAGACUUAGCCGAGAAAUCAAUCCUAUGGUCGCAUCUCCUCUAGAUUACUAUCCUCUGCAAAGCAGCGGUGAAAGAUUUCCUAUAGCUGAUCCCAACUUGGCUCCCAGACUGCUUCCACGCCCAGAAAGCGACGUUGAAUACUUGCAUGGUCUAUUGGAAUCAAUUGCACGUAUAGAGGGGAAAGGCUACAAGUUGCUGAAAGAGAUGGGAGCAACGGAGGCUAAGGAAGUGUUGACAGCAGGAGGUGGGGCUAAGAAUGACAAGUGGAUAAAGAUAAGGCAGCGAGUUCUUGGUUUGCCUGUGAAGAAAGCUGUCCACACGGAAGCUUCGUAUGGAGCUUCUCUUCUUGCGUUGAAGGGCGCCAAACAAAACAGUGGAACGACUUUUGUUGUGGCUUGUGAAAAUGACUCUGCAAGGGGUGUUCCGAGAAUCGAACUCGGGACCUCUCGCACCCGAAGCGAGAAUCAUACCACUAGACCAAACACCCACUUUGUUUGGAGGAUGUUUAGGAGGUAUGGUAACCCCGCGGCGGAGCCUGAAUACGCGACAGCUCCAAUAGGUGUGUGGUGGGACAUGGACGACUGUCCGAUUCCCGAGGGUUAUGAUGCUCGCCAGGUCCGUGCGAGUAUAGAAGCUGCGUUCAAGAAACUAGGCUACUCUGGUCCUGUCUCCAUCACUGCCUAUGGCGACCAUAAACAGACCCCUGAUGACCACCUGCGAGGGCUGUCUUCCACUGGAGUCGCUCUUGCACAGACCAUUCCCGAAGUCACAUACAAGCGCAUGGGUUCAGACAUGAGGGAAUGGCGAGAUCAAAAUCCUCCCCCGGCUACAAUGAUGCUCAUAUCCGAUUAUGCGGAACAUGUCUUCUCAGGUAGUCUUGUCCGGCUCCUACAAAGGACGAAAUACAAGCUUUGUAUGGCUUAUUCAUAUAGGCCUUACAAAAUGUCAGUCCUGCUCACUUGUGCCGAGUGGCUUUGGGAAAGCUUACUUGCAGAGACAAGAAGACACCUUCUUCGCAAGUGCAGUGAAAGUGAAAGGGGUGGUGAAUCUACCGAAAUGUUCUAUUGCAAAUUGUGCUUUUGUGAUUGCAAAAGCCUUGAUGGUUUCAGGAACCAUCUCUCAAUUGGUGCCCAACAUGAAUGGAAAGAGCGUGCUAUUAGAGAGAAUAUUGAAUCACACAACUACGAUCGAGAGCAAUGUCAAAAGGCAAGUUUUGCUUAA